Messenger RNA from Colletotrichum karsti, 2952 nucleotides. RefSeq lists its product as uncharacterized. Lineage: Eukaryota; Fungi; Ascomycota; Sordariomycetes; Glomerellales; Glomerellaceae. Bases 1 to 2952 code for a protein of 983 amino acids. The transcript has a single exon. The record is from RefSeq and is a predicted model, not a curated record.
AUGGCACCCUACAACACAUACGUCGCCUACAAGCGAGACACCAGGCAUCUUGUCUACUGGAUGAUUCGCGCGUCAAACUCGGUCAUCAAAAGUCUUCCCCCCGAAGAUGACUCAUCUCCUUCGUCCCCCUCAGUCACCUUGAAUACUUCGGGCCAGACCACGGUGGCCGGCUUUUUGGCCAUGACGGAGCUCGUGGCCGAGCACCUGAGGCCCAUCCCGACAGCAAUUCUGCAGCUCCUUCAGUCCGUUAUUGCGGCGAGAUCGGCCCAUCACGCCGGGUAUCAACAACUUGCGGCCGCGAAUCCCGAUGCCCAGAUGGAAAAGAGCAACGCGUCUCACAAGUACUUCGUCGAUGCCCUCAUGAGAGCUUUCAGUGUGCUUGGUGGGGAUGCUUGGACCAAAGACCAAGAGCCAGACGCUGAACUCGAUGAUGGCAAGAUCGAGGAAAUCGUGUUCUCGAACAAAUUCUCGGCUCUCGAAGUAGAGGCGGACGAAGGUGAAGACUCUUCUGACGGGGAUGAAAGCGUCCCUUUCACUGUGCCGAGGGGCCAGAGACGUAACCAGAGGGGGUCUGGCAAAGGCAAAAAAGGCAAGAAGGCCAAGAAGACCAAGACAAGGAAGGGCCAGAAGCCGGCCCAGGCAAGGCAUUCCGACUUGGACGCCGUGCCCCUGGAGAGCUACCGCAUCAUCGAGGCCGAACACGGUAUCAUGACCGACUAUCUCAUGGCCGUCUGCUCCAUCGCCCAUGAUUGGGCCGACUUACGAAACUACCUCCAGUCCAUCUGGAAAGACGUCGCCUACCAGGGCCUCAACAGCGCUGUUGCCGGAACGUUGUCCAAUUUGGCCAUCGAAAUGGUCAAACAAACGGAGCUGGAUAUCUUUGUCGAAUUCCCGGGCCACGAAUCAUACGAGACCCUGUUGCAGACCAUCGGCAAAGGAGACAUCGACAAGGUACAGAGCUGCCUCGUGGCAUCUGUGGAAGUCCGGUCGCCCGACGCGGAGUCCAGAACAGUCAGGGAGGCCAUCGUCGACCUCAAGGAACAUGUUCUGUUCUACGGCUACAGCGACCUCGUCGACUUCGUCGAAGACUUCCAGAAAAACAGAACCGGAAAGCCGACAAAAGCCAUGCUGGCCGAGAUCGGCAACUGGAAUCCGGAAUUCGACCUGCAAAGAGCGACCCGCGAGCAGAGGCUGCAGUGGCGCCGCUCUUACACCAUCAACUGGCUUUACGACCUAGUCAACGUCUACUCGAGCGUCGCAAUCCAACAAAUGCGCUCGAGAGGAAAGCCUUAUGCUCUGGAAGACGUCGACUGGUCAGCCCACGGCCCUUGGGCGCAACAUCGCGUCAUUUUCGGCCUCAACGACUUCGCCGCUGUCAUCACUACACUCGCCAUGCAAAAGCCCGGUAAAGACGCCCGCAAGAAAAUCCUGCCUCACCACGUCUUCCAGCUCCAGCUGAUCAUCGACGCGUUCACCAUUUCGCGGGGCUGGUCUUUCAACCUGUUGGAGGGUCAUGUGUUGGAGGCCCCGGCGGGCGACUUUCGCCCGAGAAGAGACGUCGACAGGUUCCUGGAUCGUCAGGAGGAGCAUCAAUGCGGGUGCAUGAUAUCCAUGAGAAGUAUCCAGAGGCGACUCGUGGCGGACAGCGGGCCGAUGCUGAGCGGAGACUUUUCGCGAACGCUGUUGUGUUACGACAUUCUCGACAAGCUCCGGGCGGACUUCACCGACUGGCUGGGCGAGAGCAAGUACAAGGACGGACUGGAAUCCGUUCCUCCUUCCCGGUUCUCGAAGUCGAAUCCCAACGGUCUGUGGGAGUACUCGCCUUUUCUUUGCGGCGUCGGUCUCGUGGAGGGUCUCGACCUGAGUUAUCGCGCGGCCAUGACUGUUUGGGAUGCCAUAUGCGAGCCGACUUUGCUCGUUCAUCUGCAUAACAUGCUCGUGCAGAAGGGCCACCUCGCCGGACCGGUUGGUGUAUAUGCUUGUCUGGAGGAAUUGCUGGCCGAAGAUUUCUUCGAAAACGGCAUCAUUCCAAAGUCAAACUUUCACGCUGCUCUCGCUGCAAGGAUGAGGAACGCAAAGUCCAACCCUCGCAAGGCCCAUUCUAGGCCAUCAGCCCUGCCCCAGCAGGAUCUCGACCUUCAGACACUGCUGGACUUGCAUGCCAACAAAAACUUCAGAAUGAAGUCGAAUUUGCUGCUGUACCGGGAGGCCGGCUGGAACGUAGACCGGAUCCCCGACUCCGACAUCGAGCCGCGCACCAUGUUUGGCUGGGCGCGCAUCAGCCAGACCAAGCGUGUCAUCGAUCUGGCGACGGGACAGCAACGGUUCGAGGACACGGAACUCAUCCGCCGAGCCAGAGCCAAGGGUGUCCGGGAGGAGCACAUCAUCCGCGAGACGGAGCGGCUGACGCAGAAGAGGAAGGAAAUGGACGAAAAAAGGCUUGCAAGAACCCGAUCGUCACCCUACCGUGGAAAAGAACACCACCUCUCCGACGCCGAGUUCAACAAGAACCGUCAGCGUCCCGUCGGUCCCGGGCUCCAUCCCACGGGCCGCCAGCUGCUGGAGUACGUCAAGACCGACCUCCACGGCGACGUGUGCGGCGACUACCCCGUGUCCGCCGUCAACUAUCUGACCGUCACCAUGUUGCUCAGUGAGCUUUUUGAGGAUCUGGAGGGGGAGCUGAGUCGCCUACGAAAUCCGCUGUAUGUGCGUGCGUAUGAGACGACGGGCCGAGCGACUACUACCGCGCAGAAGAGACUGGAACUCGUCGUGUCGGCGAUGCGCGAGGAAGAUGAUGAGUGUAUGCGGGUGAUGGCGGAGCAGUUCCUCAAACACGGAUACAAUCUCAUAGCCUUCAUUUAUUGGGACCGUCUGGUGCCUUUGGAGGAGAUGCGGGCCAAGGCGAGUACGGAUAGGGGCGCGGUUGACUAUCUCGAUUGCGCUGUGAUGUGA